CAUUGAGGUUAAGUUCUUCGAAUAAAAAUUCAAAAUUGAAUGAAAACAAUCCAAAAACGUAAAUUCAAAACCUAAAGCAUGACUUUACAAGCAAAUUCUGAAGACUUAAAAAACCUGUUAUUAGAAAAAAACGAACCAAUCAUUAUAAAAUCGGUGUUAAAAUGGGAUAUGUUGAACUGGACCCUAAACGACUGGAAGACCGCUUUAAACAACGAAGAAAUGGAAUUUAGAUGUGGAAUCAACGAAAAAACGAAUCAACCGCAAUGGGAACGGAACACACCAACACUAAAAGGCGAUUUCGAAUACUUUUUGGAUUUCACAGAAAAGAACGAAAAGAAAUGGUUGUAUUUCGAUUACAAGCAACUCAACGCUUGGUUCAGUAAUAACGAAAAAUUAAGGCAAGAAAUAGAUUGGAGUUCCUUAGGUUUCCCCGACAUCAAACCAGACGACAGUACAAUUUGGAUAGGCUCGAAAGGGGCCCAUACAUCAUGCCACAUGGACUGUUACGGUUUUAAUUUAGUACACCAAAUAUACGGCAGUAAAUUGUGGCUUUUAUUUCCACCUGAAGAAAAUUUAAAGCCCACUAGGGUACCAUACGAAGAGUCAAGUAUAUACUCGAAAUUCAAUUUUUUCAGUCCACAAACGGACGAUUUCCAAGGCAAUACCAACAAAUGCAGGAAAUGCAUAUUAAACCCGGGAGAUGUGCUAUUUGUACCGCACAAAUGGUGGCAUUACGUGGAAAACUUGGAAACCAGUAUUACAAUUAAUGCUUGGUGUCCUAGUAAAGAAGAUGAUGAAGAAAGAUUACAGGAAUCCAUCGUGCAAUUUUUCAUCAAACAAAUGUCUCUAUUGGCAUCUGAAGAAACCGAUGCAUUAUUAAACCCGAACAUGGAUGAAUUAAUUAUAGAAAACGAUUCGAGUUCGUUUUUGGACACACUUUUGAAAUGCAAAGAUAUUUGUAGUAAAAACAAUAAAAAUAAAAGAGGAAAACGAGAACGAGAACUUACCAAACGAGAAGUAGAAGAAGAAACACGAUUAGUAUCGUAUGAAACAAUCCCAGUUUUAAGUAAAGAAGACUUCAUUUUAUUCCUUCAACAACAAAGUAAUAGAUUUCAUAAUUCAAUCGAUGUGCAAAAAAAUACUAGUGAUAAUUUGGAAUUGAUAGACAGUAUUACUAAUCCUCAAGUAAUAAACCUUAUUAAAGACAUUCUUUUGAAACACGUGCGUUAGUUACAUGUAAUUUGUAGUAAUAAAUAU
This is a messenger RNA of Phyllotreta striolata, 1257 nucleotides long. The record is from the annotation of a GenBank genome assembly. Lineage: Eukaryota; Metazoa; Arthropoda; Insecta; Coleoptera; Chrysomelidae.